Misgurnus anguillicaudatus (oriental weatherfish) is the source of this 5791-nucleotide messenger RNA. It is a transcript of the gene taok2b, whose product is annotated as TAO kinase 2b. Gene Ontology annotation, biological process: protein phosphorylation. Lineage: Eukaryota; Metazoa; Chordata; Actinopteri; Cypriniformes; Cobitidae. Gene Ontology annotation, cellular component: cytoplasm. The record is from RefSeq and is a predicted model, not a curated record. Gene Ontology annotation, molecular function: ATP binding; protein serine/threonine kinase activity.
UACGCGCUCUUCCGGUUUCCGGUCGGCUCCCGCCCCAUUCCGCCAUCAUGAAGUCCUGAACAAAAAGCGAAUGAGACAGAAAACAGGAAUGGGCUUGUCUGUGACAGAAUGAGGUGAAUUAACGAAUGACACCGACGGCAUGUCAAAACCUGAAGACAAUACGACCGGAAGAGGUGGAAUAUCGGAAUGUAAUUUGAAGUGUUUAUCUGAUUUGCUUGACAGCCAGCUGAUUGUGUCCGUUAACGGUUAACAGCGGUAUUAUUUAUUACAAACUAAUGAUUGGAAAAAAUACCGGAUACUCAUCAAGAUCAUUACAAUUAAAAUAGAUGGAUCGCUAAUCAAAUCGAUGAGGACUCUGUGUGUGAAGUGAGAACGGAGAAAAAGAGGCCAGAUUUUCCUCAGGCCAGAGAGCUAGCUGACUUUAGCUAGCUACAGUGGAUCCCAUAAACCACGGCGCUGGCCAUGCCGUCGAGUGUGCGGGCUGGGAAUCUAAAGGACCCAGAAGUGGCUGAACUUUUUUACAAGGAGGAUCCGGAGAAACUCUUCACAGACCUACGAGAGAUCGGCCAUGGCAGCUUUGGAGCCGUCUACUUUGCCCAUGACAUCCGCACCAAUGAGGUGGUGGCCAUUAAGAAGAUGUCUUACAGUGGCAAGCAGUCUAAUGAGAAAUGGCAGGAUAUUAUCAAAGAGGUAAAGUUCCUUCAAAAGCUGCGGCACCCCAACACUGUGGAGUAUAGAGGCUGCUACCUGCGAGAACACACAGCAUGGCUGGUGAUGGAAUACUGUUUGGGUUCGGCCUCAGAUCUGUUGGAAGUGCACAAGAAACCAUUGCAGGAAGUGGAGAUAGCAGCAAUUACCCAUGGUGCAUUGCAGGGCUUGGUAUACCUUCACUCACACAACAUGAUUCACAGGGAUGUGAAAGCAGGUAACAUUUUGUUGACAGAGCCUGGCCAGGUCAAACUAGGAGACUUUGGCUCUGCCUCCAUUGUUGCUCCAGCCAACUCAUUUGUGGGCACUCCUUACUGGAUGGCUCCAGAGGUAAUCCUCGCCAUGGAUGAAGGCCAGUAUGACGGAAAGGUUGAUGUGUGGUCACUUGGCAUCACCUGCAUAGAGCUUGCGGAAAGAAAGCCGCCUUUAUUUAACAUGAAUGCUAUGAGUGCCUUAUACCACAUAGCCCAGAAUGAGAGCCCAGUCCUGCAGUCCAAUCACUGGUCGGAUUAUUUCCGUAACUUCGUAGACUCUUGUCUGCAGAAGAUUGCCCAGGACAGACCUACCUCUGAUGUGUUGCUUAAACAUCACUUCCUAUGUCGCGAGCGUCCAGUAACUGUGGUAAUGGAUCUGAUAGCGCGCACUAAAGAUGCCGUAAGGGAAUUAGAUAACCUGCAAUACCGAAAGAUGAAAAAGAUCCUUUUCCAGGAAACACACAAUGGGCCCGCUACUGAGGGUACAGAGGAAGAAGAGGAUGUAGAGCAGUACAUGUUGCGGACAGGAACGGUUAAUAGCAUGGAAAGCUCGCAUUCCCUGCCAUCCAUGUCAAUUAGUGCCAGUUCCCAGAGUUCAUCAGUAAACAGCCUGGCCGAUGGUUCAGAUGACAGUGGUGAGAUGGCUAUGAUGCAGGAGGGCGAACAUACGGUGACCUCUAACAGCUCUGUACUGCACAAACCUCUGAACCACGACAACAUUUACGAUGACCCCUACCAGCCAGAGAUAGACUCUCAGCAGCAGGGCCCCUCUGGGGGUCGUAGACGAAGGGGACGCGAUCACUUUGCCACCAUCCGCACAGCUUCUCUGGUGACUCGUCAGAUCCAGGAGCACGAGCAGGGUUCAGCGCUCCGAGAACAGAUGUCCGGGUACAAACGCAUGAGGAGGCAACAUCAGAAACAGCUGAUGGCUUUGGAGAACAAACUGAAGGCAGAGAUGGAUGAACAUCAGCUCAGGCUCGACAAGGAGCUGGAGACACAAAGGAACAACUUUAGCAGCGAGGCAGAAAAGCUCAACAAAAAGCAUCAAGCCAUCCUGGAGAAAGAGACUAAGGCUACUCUUGGAGAUGAGAAGAAGUUUCAGCAGCACAUCUUGGGCCAGCAGAAAAAGGAGUUGACCAGUUUAAAUGAGGUCCAGAAACGGCAGUAUAGACAGCGAAAGGAACAGCUCAAAGAGGAACUCAAUGAGAAUCAGUCCACACCAAAGCGAGAGAAACAAGAGUGGCUGGUUCAGCAGAAGGAGUGUCUCCAGCAGCUCCAAGCAGAAGAAGAGGCAGGGUUGCUACGACGACAGAGGCAAUACUAUGAGCUGCAGAGUCGUCAAUAUAAGAGGAAGAUGCUGCUAGCCCGCCACAACUUGGAGCAGGACCUGCUCAGAGAGGACCUGAACAAGAAACAAACUUUGAAGGACCUGGAAUGUGCCAUGUUGCUCCGACACCACGAGUCCACCCAAGAGCUGGAGUUUCGGCAGCUGGGCCUGGUGCAGCACACGCGAGCCGAAUUGAUCAGGACGCAGCAUCAGACCGAGCUCACCAACCAGAUGGAGUACAACAAGCGUCGUGAACAAGAGCUGCGGCAGAAGCACGCCGUGGAAGUUCGCCAGCAGCCCAAGAGCCUGAGAGUGAGUGACUGUGACAUCACAGAGAACAUUACAGAAGGGCCUCUGAGAGAAGGGGAGGAGACUAGUGAAGGGGAGGGGCAUUGCGUUGAAGGGGUGGGGCCAAAGGAAAUGCUAGAGGCUAAAGAACUGCGAGAUGAAGAAAAGAUAGAUGGAGAUGAAGGGCAGACUACAGGUGCUUUUGAAGAGACAGCUGAGGAAGAGAAGAGGGAAGUAAGUGAAGGAAAUGUAAGUUUGAGUAAUGACCAAAUAUUUACUGACCAACGUCAAAAGAUAGACAGUGAAGGAAACGAAGAGGAAGCCAAUAUUGCGAUAGAAGGAAGUGCAGAAGGACAAUCAAAGGUGACAUUUGAGGUCAAUAAGGGAGAAGGCCAAACUGACAUAGAUGAAGGAAGUGAUCCGAGACGAGAAGGGCUUGGGUGGGAGGUGGACAAUGAUGGUGAAUCAGAGAGCGAGGAAGAGGAUAGAGGCGUGGCUGACGGCUGUCCCUCAGAGUUAAUGCUCGGACCUUCUUUCGAGCGUCCCCUUCGUGACCGCGAUGCAGAUGAACUCUCAGAGUUCUACUUCCCGGAUACUUUGGAGGAACUUGAACCGCCGCCCAUCUAUGUACCUCCCUCCCCCACUUCCUCCUCAUCCCAGCCCUCUUUUACCUCGCUUUUCUCGCACGCGAUUUGUCUUUCUCUUUCGCUCUCCACCGCCGUACAGCCAUCUGUCCUCACGCUACUUUUCCUUUCCAUCUAUCUUCUUUCUCUCCGUCGCUCGCCGCCUCUUCCCACUCUUGCUUCUAUUCUUCUCUCGGGUGAACUUGCCUUCCUGGCCCUCUUCUUUUCAUACUUACUCCUGCGUUCUUGUAGCGCUCUCUCGUUUUCCACAUACCUUUCUUUAACUUACUGGGGCUUGGGUUUGUUCAGCUUGGGUCUGUCGCUAAGCCUGGGGCUCUAUUAUGUCCCUGUAGCCCUGAUCUCCGCAUCGUUCCUCAGCUCACCUUCGCUUUUUCUCACUCUGUACCUCAUUGUGGUGCUUGUGGUCCGCCCAGCUAGGGUCUUCCUCCAGAACGCCCCACGUAAACUCAAUCGCUUGUGGAUGCGCGUUCUCUUCCGCCUGCCGAAGCCGCUCUUUACCGUUUGCCAGUCGCUCCUGGGUGGACUUGCUGAGCGUAACCUCUACGACAUGUUCCCUAAAGCUGGCCGAAACUGGGGUGGGCGGCAGUCUCGAAUCCCUGUGCCUUUAAAGAGUCUUCCUCCUGAGUUUCAGGCUAAAAGGAAACGUGCCAUCUUGUUUUCACGGUAUGUGCUUUUGUGCAGGCGGUUUGUAAGGCGACCUUUAGGCACUUUAACAGACUUGGCUAACUCCCUAGUGCUUCGGUUAGCCAAACGUGUACUUCGAGAACUGCCGCAGAAUUACCUGAAAAGGAUGCAGACGUUCGGUUUGCUCCGCAAAGAAAAAGCAAGCAAGCUGCCGAGGCUUCUGCCCAGAGCUGUGAGGGAACAUAAGCGCAGGAUGAGAGAGAGGAGAGAGAAGGAGAGGAGGAGAAGGGAGGAGAGUGAGAGAAUAUACAGGGAUGAGGGGAGGUGGGAAAGCGUGUUGAGGAGGACACCCUCGGGGCGGAGUUUGAGAGGAAAAAUGCCAUGGAGAUAGAGAGUCCUGGUAAAGGAAAAUGAGUAUUAUCUGUGAUCUUUGUGAGCAUGCACAUUCCAUUCAUCCAUUACUGUGCAUUUUCCCUUUUUUUGUGAUUUUACUUUUCUUUGCUCACAUGCACUCUUCAUUUGUGCAGGGAAAUACUCAGUCUAUAUUAAUGUACUGUUUUAUUCAACUCUCCCAUUCAUUGUAAGUCACUAAUUGAAUGUAAAUCUCAAGGCAAUAUUGUGCUUUUUGUAAAAGUUAAAUUUUAUUUUAUUAACAGAUAAUUGGCGAUCGAGGCCAUGUUUGUACAAUCUUUUACAAAACUUAACUUUAACUAUAAAUUUGUAUGUUGCAAAACCAGGGCUAACUCUAAACCGCUCUUUGUAAAACUUGUGUUUAGGCCCGAUGAUCAAGCCAUAACAGCAUUGGUUUUGGUUUGAUAAUUGCAAAAUUUACUGCAUCUACAAAAGAUUGCUGCAAUUAAUAGACUGCUUUACACUACAAACCCCCCCCCCCAAAAAAAAAAACUACAAGGUUUACCAAAAGUGCAAUAGAAGUUCUUCUUCAGAAAUAGUUUAACCUUUAGUUUAAUUUUGUUUCCUUUUUCUGUGAAGUCCUCAACACAUUUUGGUGUUGAAAUAGAAACUAGGCUGUAUGUUAUCACAAAAAGUGUUUAAAACCCUUUUAAAGCCCAACUUGAAGCAACAACAUUUCUAUUCAUAUCAUUUUGUGCAGAAAUACAGAAGAUCAGUCCUCUUACUUAUGUUUUAGAGGCAAGACCUCAAACUGCACAAACCUUAUAAGCAAUCACAUACUGAAAUAUAUUAAACUAAAAACUACAGCACACAGUGAAUCGGUGCAUAUUUUUCACUUCAGUACAUAAUCUAAAUUGUUUUUUUUUCUCUCCAAAAUGCUAAAUAUCAGAGAAUUUGACUUUAUUAAUUUAAACACAUCUUAUAACAUGAAGUGAAAUGUUCAUUCCAAAAUGUGGGUGAAUUCUCUUCAAAAAUGAUAUAUGCAAUGUUAUUUAUAAGUAAAUUUUAAAAUAGGAUCCCUCUUUUUACUGUAUUAUUAAAUAGUGAGUUAGCUGAUGUGCUUGUGUAGCACAUAUAGAUAUUAAUAUACUUGAGAUAGCUUAGCCCGCUUUGCACCCACCACGACUACUUAAAUAUAGACUGGUGUGCUAGGCCAUGGGUUGUGCAUUUUUAUUUAUAUAUAUAUAUACACACAGUAUAAUAGUUUUGUUAUUGCACUAGGGGCAAUUAUUUGACCAUAUUUACCAUGUAAACAAGUUGUUUGGUCGUUCUUAUGAAGUGAGUUUAUAUCAAGCAUGUUUAUGCAAGACCUUUCACACCAAAUAUUUGAUUCUUAGAUUAGCCCUAGUUUCUGAUUGUUUGUGUGCAGAGGUAAAUUUUAUUUAUUAUUACUAUAGAUUAUACGUUAUGUGCAAUUUUGCAUAUCAAAGUAUGAAAAGCCAUUGUAACAAUCAUUACUUAAGUUUGGACGAAACGAAUGCAAAAUGACAACCAAAGCUUAAAUGUGACAUACUGUAAGACAUCAAGAGUUUGAU